UCACCACCAUUCAGGACAAGGACAAGGGUUUGUUGCUUCUUUCUCCUUCUCUUAGGUUUUUAUGCGGACAAGAAUGCUCAGCCAAAAAGUCGCCGUUUCGAGAGGUUUGAUUGCUCAGAUCUUCACCAGGGGAGUGUCCUCGCAGACUGGGAGUGGGAGGCUUCAAGGCAAAGUGGCACUGAUCACAGGAGCAGCAAGCGGCAUAGGCAAAGCAACCGCAACAAAGUUCAUAAACAAUGGCGCAAAAGUCGUCAUAGCCGACAUCAAACAUGAUCUGGGCCGUGCCACGGCUGAAGAGCUCGGCCCCAACGCUGUCUUCAUACCCUGCGACGUCACCAAGGAGUCUGACAUCUCUGCCGCUGUGGACUUCACCCUCGCACGCCACAACCAGCUCGAUAUAAUGCACAACAACGCAGGGGUGCCCUGCAACACUCCACCAAGCAUCUCAGACCUCGACAUGGCGUCGUUUGAUCGGAUCAUCGACGUCAACCUGCGGGGAGUCGUGGCGGGGAUAAAGCACGCGUCUCGCGUCAUGAUCCCGCGGAGGACCGGCACCAUCCUCUGCACGGCCAGCGUCACGGGGAUCAUGGGGGGCAUGGCGCAGCACACGUAUUCAGUGUCCAAGUCCGCAGUCAUUGGCAUUGUCAAGUCCGUGGCUUCUGAGCUCAGCCAGCACGGGAUCAGGGUGAACUGUGUGUCGCCAUUUGCGGUCCCAACGCAGUUCGUGUUGGGGGAGAUGCGCCACCUCCUCCCGGGACUUGAUGAUCGCCGGAUCGCGGAGAUGAUUCACAAUGCAGGUGCUUUGAGAGGAGCAAAUUGUGAGCCUGAGGAUGUGGCCAAUGCAGCUCUUUAUCUUGUCUCGGAUGAGGCUAAGUAUGUUAGUGGGCAUAAUUUAGUCGUGGAUGGAGGUUUUACAGCCUUCAAGAGCUUGGGACUUGCCAUACCAAAUGAGGAGAAAUGAAAAAUAGACGGGUUUGAUUUUUUUUAUUCCAUGUACCACCACUUAAAAAAAAAAAAAGCUAUUUUAUAAACUUCAUUGGUUUUGAUUAUUUUCUUCUGUGCCUUUAUGUUAUUUCGGCAAUUAUAACAAG
Messenger RNA from Morus notabilis, 1091 nucleotides. Its product is annotated as zerumbone synthase. Gene Ontology annotation, molecular function: oxidoreductase activity. NCBI's taxonomy places the organism in Eukaryota, Viridiplantae, Streptophyta, Magnoliopsida, Rosales, Moraceae. The transcript has 3 exons. The coding region runs from base 62 to 961 and encodes 299 amino acids. The record is from RefSeq and is a predicted model, not a curated record.